Molecule: messenger RNA, 2085 nt
Organism: Ogataea angusta
Lineage: Eukaryota; Fungi; Ascomycota; Pichiomycetes; Pichiales; Pichiaceae
Exons: 1
Coding region: 1-2085 (694 amino acids)
Molecular function (GO): protein binding
Source: RefSeq, a predicted model, not a curated record
AUGCUGAAUCGGGCGCUAUUCGUCACCCGAGCGCGACGGAUUCCGCUGCGUUUUGUCCGCACAGUGGUCUUCCACCGCAAGCGCAAGCCACAGCGUCCAGAUCCGAAGAAAAUUGACUCCUCACUGAGCGAGCAGAUAAAAAAUCUAGAAAAAUUCACACAGCAGGUACAAAGCAUCGUCAACACCAAACAGGACCUUGGCGCUCAGAAAAAGACAAUAGAGGAUUUGCACAUAGAUGACAGCACACACGAUCCAGCCGACGAGGAGGCAGACGCGCUGUUUGAGGCGCUGAUGGCCUCGAACUCCUCUGAAAACCCGCUUCUCUUGGAGGACAGCCCCAGCACGCAGUCCAUGUCAAUAUUCCCUCCUGCCGAGCCCCACACGGCGCUACCUCCAUCGAUCCGCGAAAAGCUCGAUCCGCAGACCGUCAAGCACAUUGCUGUGGCCGCCGGGGCCAACUGGGUGCCCGUGGUUGACCGUUUGCACCAGACCACGGGGCUCGCCGGUAGCAGGCCGAUCGACGUUGUGCGGUUCGUGACGAAGAUCCCGCGGCCGCAGCGGCCGCUUGUUGUAGCCAAGAUCCACGACAUGGCGAUGUCUGCCGGGCUUCUCGAGAACGUGCAUAUCUACAACACUAUAAUGAGCUGCUACAAUAUGGCCUCUGCCACGCAGGCCAGGCCGAUCGUCGAGAAGCUGUAUUCUGAGCUGCAGGCGAAAAACAUCAAGCCGAACCUCAUCACCUACAGCGUGAUGGUCAACCUGUACAGCAAGCUGACCGACGUCGACAACGUCCGCAAGUUUAUGCAGCAGAUUUCCAGCGAGGGUCUGGUGGCUACCAAGGAGGUGUACACUUCUGUUUUGCAGAUGUACGUGCGGCUGGGCAAAUACGAGCACGUUCUGGAGACGUUCAACACGAUGAAGUUUCUUUCUCUCGCGACGGCGCCGUCGUCGCGCACGUAUUCGUCUGUGAUCCUGAUGGACGUGCUGAAUAAUAACGUCGAGCAUGCAUUGGCACUAUACGAGGAGAUGGUGGCCAAGGAGCUGCCGCUGGAGCCCGAGACGUAUCUCGCGCUGGUGAAGGGGUGCACCACUCGGCGGGAGCUGAUCGAGAAAGGGUGGCUGUUUAUUAUCGAGUACUAUUCCAAAGGUUUUCCCAUGGACGCCCGUGUAAUAGAGAUGAUGAUGGCUCUCGCGGUCAAGGACUCCGACCUGAGCCUGUCAAGGGCACUGUUUGUGGGGCUGUUCGACACGCUGACCAAGGCCGAGGGCCGCCUGGUGCCGCCGUCGCCGGUCGCGCUGAAAUACCUGUUCAACGCGUACGCUUUCUACGACGCGCAGCGAGUGCCUGUGAGCCGUCUGAACCCGCAGGUGGGGGGCAUUGCCGCGCGCACGUUCGACCUGUGCGACUUCUGCUUCCACGCGGACGCGCCGCCGUUUCUGCCGACGCUGCACGUGGACGACAAACAGGCUCUGAGCGAGGCUCGUGCGCUGUUGCAGUACUUUCUGGCCAAGUUUCCGCAGCAGAUUUCCGUGGAGGUGCUGGAGGCGUAUUUGCUUGUGUUUGCGUGGAGGGGCGAGUCGAUGGUGGAGUUUGAGCAGCUGUGGAACAGGCACACGUUCUUCAGGGGGCAGGGCGUGACGGUGGAGGAGCCGGACGAGAGAGUGCAAGAACAGCCGGCCGCUGGUACCCCCACGCUGAAAUACCCACGCAACGACAGACUGUACAACGUGUGUCUGCACGCCGCGCGGGUGCACAAGGACGUGCGGUUUGCACAGAAAAUAUGGACCGAGCGCGGCAGGUACAGAAAGACGCCCGAGUUCCAGAGCUUGAGUCCGCAGAAACAGGACCAGCAGGACUUCAAGUUUGCCAGGGGCAUUGUUUCGGUGUUCGCACAGACCAACAACGUCGUCGACGCGUACCAGGUGGUGCUGAGCUCGCAGCGGCGCUUCUCGUGGACAUAUUACCAUCUAAAGGAGCUGAUGCUCCUGGCCGAAAAACUCGGCUACGCCAGCAUCCACAAGAACCUCCGAGAGGUGGCGCAUCUGGCCGAAAAGCGGCAACGCAAGAUGUUUGUAAAUAGCUAG